Molecule: messenger RNA, 2208 nt
Organism: Priceomyces carsonii
Lineage: Eukaryota; Fungi; Ascomycota; Pichiomycetes; Serinales; Debaryomycetaceae
Gene: KAR3
Product: Kar3p
Exons: 1
Coding region: 1-2208 (735 amino acids)
Biological process (GO): microtubule-based movement
Cellular component (GO): microtubule cytoskeleton
Molecular function (GO): ATP binding; microtubule binding; microtubule motor activity
Source: RefSeq, a predicted model, not a curated record
AUGUUUACAUAUGAAGAGUUGUUGAUGUAUAAGAAUUGUUUCGGAUUAAGCAUCCUUGGUUUCAGAAUGGAAGACAAAGAUCGUUGUGAGACUUCCAAUGUUGAUACUCUAGCGGAAUCUCGUUCCCUGGAUUUGAACAUACCCAAAUGCAAGCGUUACUCAGACAUGGAUCUUCAGUCAGAUAGGAAACACCGUAAACUAGUUGAGAAAGAGAACAUGGAUACUACGAGAAAAGAGCCUUCCAUAACGUAUAGCGGUACAGGCAGAAAUUUAAUUGGGAGAUUAUCAAAGAUAGAAGGAGAGCAGCAAUUUAAGCUAAUAAAAUCUAAUAGAAUCAUAGAAAAUAAGUUGGACGAAGUUCAACAUUUGAAGAAUCGUAUAAUGACCCUAAAAACUCAGCGGGCAAAUCAAGAAUUUGAGAACUUUAAGAUUGAAAGUGAAAUUAUUAAGCUGAAAGAGCAGUUAGCAUUAGCUGAUGGACAAAUAGAAGAAUUAAAACAUCAUGAGCUGACAUCAUUACAGUGUUUACAAGACAAAUAUGAGUUAGUCUCAAAGCAAUUGAAGGUUGAGCAUCAAGAAAGGUUAGACAAGUUGAAAGAAGAUAUUUCUUUUCAGAUUGAGAGAGUGAUACAAGAGAAUAUUACCAACUUUCAGUCUGAUAGAAGAGCAUUGUCCAAAGAAUGUGAAGACAUUUCCAAAGAGAUUAAAGCGCAUGAACAGGACUUGAAUAGAAAAUUAAUUAAGCUAAAAGAAGAUAAUAAUAAAAAAUUAAUCCAGCUGAACAAAUCUUUGGAUGACUCAAUUAACGAAUUGAAAGCGGAAACUCAAAGAACGAUCGAGGAAAAGCAAGAGACUUUGGAACAAUUUGAGAGCUUGAAACAAAGUCUAUCUACUUCUUUCGAGAAUUCUAACUCUGAAUUAUCUUCAAAACUUUCUAAUUUGAAGGCUAACUUUGAAUCAAAAGAGCAAGAAUUAGGCACCUUGCGGCGCAAGAUUGAAUCCACAACAUGUUUAAUUCAUGAUAUGAAAAAUACCUGGCAGGCGAGUGCAAGGGAAAUCGAAACGUAUAAUAAUAAGACUAGAGAGCUUAACAAAUUCUUAGAAGAUCAGGAAUCUGAAAGAAGGCUUCUUCAUGACAAGCUUCAAAAUUUGAAAGGCAAUAUUCGUGUCUUCUGUCGUAUAAAGCCGCCUCCGAAUGGUGAAGAAAUAGCGGCAAUAGAUUUCCCUGAAGACGAAAUAAACCUUGAUUCCAACCAAGAGCUUCUGAUUUCGAAAGGUUCCCCUGAUUCGAGUUCGUAUUCUGGUCGAACUGUCCAGUCAUAUAAAUUUCAAUUUGAUAAAGUUUUCCUGUCGACACUGGGAAAUGAUGUCGUUUUUGAAGAGCUCUCACAGCUAAUUCAGUGUUCUUUAGAUGGAAGGAAUGUGUGCGUAUUUGCAUAUGGCCAGACUGGUUCUGGUAAAACAUUUACGAUGUCAAAUCCAAAUAAUGGUAUGAUCCCAUUAUCUAUAAAUAAGAUAUUUGACGAUAUUGAAGAUCUUAAGCUAAAGAAUUGGGCGUAUCGUGUUGAGGGGCAGAUUGUUGAAAUCUACAACGAAACUGUUAUUGAUCUUUUGGGACCUUCAAGCGCAAACCUAAAACAUGAAAUCAAACAUGAUGAUUUAAACAAGAGAACUACAAUUACUAACGUGACAUCUAUCGAAAUAGGUUCCAAAGAAAAAGCAAGGCAAAUCUUAGAAAAAGCACUGAGGAGCAGGUCUACGGCAGCCACUAGAUCCAACGAACGUUCCUCGAGGUCACAUUCAAUUUUUACUUUAAGAAUAUACGGUGAGAACACAAGAACAUCAGAGAAAUGUGAAGGCACAUUGAACUUAAUUGACUUAGCAGGCUCAGAAAGAUUAUCAAAUUCACAGGCCAAAGGAGAAAGAUUGAAAGAGACUCAAGCUAUCAACAAAUCACUUUCUUGCCUUGGUGAUGUCAUCUAUGCUUUGGGUCAACAGCAGUCUCACCUGCAAGUACAGCAGCACAUUCCUUAUCGAAAUUCUAAGUUAACUUAUUUGCUUAAACAUAGUCUUGGAGGUAUGUCAAAAACUUUGAUGUUUGUCAACAUUUCACCUUUAUUGCGAGAUUUCUCUGAAACAGUUAAUUCUUUGAGAUUCGCAACCAAGGUAAAUACUACAAAGUUAGCUCUGAGUCAAGGUUCUACGUAA